UGUGGUAUAAAAGCCAUGGCUUGUUACAGUUAAACGUCAAUUCCAUAUGUUUUCUUCAGUGACAAACAGACGUUCUGAAAUGUUGGGAAGUUACCGUCGUAGAAAUUUUCAGGGCACCAGGAUGGAAGAAAACAAGGACAUAAAAAUAGCUGCAACAGUCUUGCAUGUAGCAGGGGUAACGUUCGGUGAAGUCAGCAAUGCACUCAAGCAGCACCAACGUCCCGUUUAUGGAGCUUCGAAAAAACGUCAAUCACCCGUCAUGAGGCAUGAUGGUGCCCUUUCAUACCCUUCAGCGGGCGGGGUUGCAGAAGACAAUCAAUUUCACGGAGGUCGUUCAGGGAGUGGGUUUUUAGAAUACAGCCCAGGUCAAUUUCACGGAGGUCGCUCAGCUAACGGGGUUACAGAAUACAGUCAACCAGUACCGUAUUUAGAGAACAUUGGAGGCCUGCAUCCAGAUAAAAUGAUUUUCAUCAGCGGAGUUCCACUCCCGCACGCCAGCAGGUUUUCCAUUUACCUACAACAAGGGGAUAACCUUGAUCCUCAACAGAUUGCCAUGGUGUUUGAUGUUAGAUUUAAAUGGGGAAACCCUGUCAGCAACAACUGUGUAGUAAUGAACCACAAAGAGGGACACUGGGAUGAUAAACUUGAGGAGAGAAAUACACCUAGCUUCCCCUUCAGGCGAGGCACAGAAUUUCAAAUGAUUAUUCUAGUUGAAAAUCGUUGUUUCAAGAUUGCUGUUAACGACAAACAUUUCACUGAGUUCAACCACAGGGUCGAACCAGGUCGUAUCGAUACACUGCGAAUUGAAGGUGACGUGAAUGUCACUAAGGUCCGGUUUCAAGACUGAGUGCAACAAGAGAAUAUAACACUUGAUUUAAUUUCGGUUUAAAUAGCUGAAAGCAUCAAAAGUUGUUCAUACCUUAAAACAUAGACAAUGUAAGGACAGUUGUAAAUCUUCUUAUAAGUAAGUAAGUAAGUAAGUAAAUUGUUUAUCAUUGUGACAUGUGCAUAAACAAUUUCAUCAUAACACAUAAUUAUAUAUACAACAUGAUAGCACCCGGCCCAAUGGACCUAUAAGUCACCAAAUCAGAUAAUCAGUAUGUACAAAAAGCCAUAUCAAAACAUGAAACAUAAUAAUCAUGGUUUAAGUAAGUACGGAAUGAAAGGAUUCUGGUUCAUGUGAAAAUCUAGUGGAUGGACUACGAUUCAAUAAAAUAAACAUAGAUAGGAUAAAUAUAUACAUCAGUUGUAUAGCAUAUACAACAUUGAUAUCUUUCUUGUUUACGUAAUUAUAUCAGCUCUAGCGAUCAGUGUUAAGAAUAUAUGUGGUUCCUUCUGCAAAGAUAUGCCUUAACAAUAUAUUUGGACACUUUUCGUGGAAAUUUUACAAUCAAGUGUGCGAGUCUUUACUCAUUCGUUAAGUUAGCGAGAGAAUUGUCUGUCAGUAAAUUUUCAAAUAGUUCAUGUCUAAUAGAAUUAUAUAAGCUGCACUCUAAUAAGAAAUGUGUCUCUGUUUCAAUGGACCCGGAUUCACAAAGUGUACAAAGUCUGUUUUCUACUGGUUCACCAAUAUAUCGACCUGUUUCUACGCGUAGAGGUAAAAUACCAGUCCUGAAUUGUGCUAACAGCGAUCUUUCGUUUUUUCCCAGGUUUAGACAUAAAUACUCCUCAGUCUUAAAUUCUGAUUUAAAAAGUUUAUAUGUCCUCAACUUUGAAACGUUCUGUACAUCUUGUGCCCAAAUGUUUGAAUAAUAAUUACUAAUCAAUGAUCGAGCAAAUGGGAGAUUAACCGGCGUUAAGUUGUCAAAAUUAGUAUUUAAUCCCAAUGUGUACAUAACGGUUUUAAGAUCACUAGACCAGUUAUUGCAGCACUUUCUAUAAUCCAUUUCAAACACUUUGUACGUAAGUCUUUCAUUGUCCAUUAAAACCAAACGAUUCCAAAGGCGUAGAGCAGAUGACCAUUGGCGAUACCGACUUGGUAACCAUCCCGUGUCUCCUACCAUUGCAAGCACGGGUGUAAAUCUAUGGACGCCCAUAAAGUACCUCAUUGGGCGGUUUUGAAUAUUAUCUAUCUGCUGGAAAUGUUUAUAACCCCAAACAGAAGCACAAUAGUCAAGUAUUGGUGUAACGCAUGAAUUGUAAAGUUUUUCAAAAGACUUAAAUCCAAACUCUUUGUAAUUAUGGAUUUUGUUAAUAAUGCUGCCGACAGCACGUCCGGCACCUUUUGCUAAAGCAUCACAGUUGACUGAAAAAUCGUUCUUUUCAUGGAAAAUUACACCUAAAUACUUAUAUGUCUGAACAACCUCUAACUCGUUGUCUCCGAUGGUGAAUUUAAAGUUCGUUCUCUGUGACCGCCCUUUUCUAAAGUGCAUACACUUCGAUUUAUUUGUAUUUAUCAGAACUCGCCAUUUCCUGCACCAAUCGUGAAUUGUAUUCAACAUUGUCUGUAAUUUCUCUUCGGUGUCAGAAACAAGUUCAAUGUCAUCAGCAUACAUAAGUAGCGAAAUUUUAAUACCAUCCAUUGGUAUACCGAGGUCAAGGUCAUUUAUUUCUUUUGCAAGGUCAUUUGCGAAGAUGGAAAAGAGCGUAGGCGACAAUGUGCAGCCUUGCUUCAAGCCGGUGACACAAUCGAACCAGUUAGUCAUUUUCUGAUUUAUUCUGACACAUGAGGUAGAGCUGGUGUAAAUAUUUUUCAAGCAUGUGAAUAAAGUGAAAACAUGUGUAAAAUAUAUGUAAUUUGCCUUGCAUACUUUUUGAUAUGCUCACAAUAAUAUUAUGCAUACAACCAAGAACUUAAAAAACACCUCAUUUAUAAAUGACAGUUAUAAAACUCGUGCAACUUAUAUGCAAUUUUUAUAUUCAUUUAUUACUAUCCUUCAUUACAUGUAAUCUAAUUUGGUGAAUUUGUGAUACGUAUGAGCAGUAGUCAUGUUUUACGUAGCGCAGAAAAGUUAACACAUUAAUAUCCGUUUUUAUCGUGGUUAUUUCAUUAAUAGACUUUAUACCUAAGAUAAGUCUAAUUGGAUCAAUUUUUUAUUUUUCAGAUUCUUAGAUUAAGUGUUUUUAAAUGUUUGAGUGUAGUAUCAAACUUUACUUACCACAGUACAUUUCAUUAUAAGUUCAGUUUUAUGAACGUGUCGUUUUCAAAGAUGACAAAACUUCUUUUGACAAUAACCUUCGCAUUUCAAUAUCGGAACAAUAUUUCUUUCUGAAUACAAAAGCAACAGAGAAAGGGCUAGACAUUAUAACAAAUGAUAAAUUACAUAAAGAAUUUAUUUGUUUUAGAUUAUGUUCACACUCUCCUGAAAUUGAACUUGUGACAUAUAAUGGUACUCAUAGACAAAAUCAUUUGAAUAAACUUUGUAAUCAAAGAUCUGUAGAAACAGAAUAUCACUUUCUCUAGUGUUGUAAUAGAUACAAAUAUACGUAGCAGAUAUCUUGGGCCAAUUUCUUGGUCGCCAUUAAACAAUUUUCGUCAAUUAUGUCAACAAAUAAUAAGAAUUUGUUGUUUGAAACUGCUAAGUUAGAUGCUAUGAAGUUCUUGUAACAAUUACUGUUUCCUAAUUUUUUAUUUGUAUAAAUAAUGUAUGUUCACUAUUGUGAAUAUGUGUAUUACAUAUGUAUUUGUUAUUUUUUCACAUUACAUAGUUAAUGGUCAAAGACAAGACUAUUGCCGGUUUGCUGUAAAUAAACUUGAAACUUGAAACUUUGGUAUUUGGUACAGUAUAUGUAUUAGAAAGGUCUAUUCACAUGAUAUUAUAUAUUUGUUUGUUUCAGAAUAAUAUGUAAAAAAAUCAAGGAUUAAUAUUAAAUCUUUUAUAAUCGAGUUAAAUAUAAAAUGCAGUAUUUGUGAGUAAAAAAAGAUUUUGCCUGUAAAAUGUACACAUUUUAAUAGACUUCAAGUAUUACAAAAUAUCACCCAUUCUACCGCUUAAUCGAAAUGUCAGUAUGUUUACAUUCGUAUUCCUGCUAGAACUGGUGGUGGUGUUAAUUUAGAUGUCAUAAGCACUGUUGAGACGACAGACUCACAGAAGUGAGAUUUCUCGUUGAAUUUUUAUAAACUUCUUGAAACAAAGUAAAUUAAGUAUUCUAAAGAAAAAAAUAAUGGCAUCGCAAAAAAACAA
Mercenaria mercenaria is the source of this 4124-nucleotide messenger RNA. RefSeq names its product galectin-5-like. NCBI's taxonomy places the organism in Eukaryota, Metazoa, Mollusca, Bivalvia, Venerida, Veneridae. The transcript has 8 exons. Bases 47 to 847 code for a protein of 266 amino acids. The record is from RefSeq and is a predicted model, not a curated record. Gene Ontology annotation, molecular function: carbohydrate binding.